This is a messenger RNA of Electrophorus electricus (electric eel), 1310 nucleotides long. It is a transcript of the gene cops7a, whose product is annotated as COP9 constitutive photomorphogenic homolog subunit 7A. Lineage: Eukaryota; Metazoa; Chordata; Actinopteri; Gymnotiformes; Gymnotidae. The record is from RefSeq and is a predicted model, not a curated record. Gene Ontology annotation, cellular component: COP9 signalosome. Gene Ontology annotation, biological process: COP9 signalosome assembly.
GUCGUUGUUUUGUUGUGGAACGUCAGCUAACGGAAGUAUCACUGGGACGACGGGGAGCGAGCAAGACUACCUUGUUUAUCAUUAUAAAGAUGGAGGUGGAUCAGCUGCUGUCUCUAUCUGGUUCUGCUUUGGCUCAGGCUAUCAGUUCUUUGUUGGAGACACCUGGACUUUAUGUUUUCUCAGACAUACUGGAGUUGCCCAACGUUCGAGAGCUGGAGGUGGGCCCUCACGCUCCCGUCUAUCAGCUCCUCAAUCUCUUCGCAUAUGGAACCUAUUCUGACUACAAAGAGAGGGAGGCCUCUCUCCCUGAACUUACCCCAUCCCAGAAGAACAAACUCCGACACCUGUCGAUCAUCAGCUUAGCUUCCAACCUUAAGUGUCUGCCGUACUCGCUGCUACUGCAGCAGCUGGAGCUGAAGAACGUGCGUGAGCUGGAGGACCUGCUCAUCGAGGCUGUCUACUGCGAUAUCAUCCACGGCAAGCUGGACCAGCGCAACCAGCAGGUGGAGGUGGACUUCAGCGUAGGCCGCGACCUCGGCCCCAAUGAGCUUCCCAACAUAGCCAACACGCUGCAGGAGUGGUGUGCGGGAUGUGAGGCGGUGCUUUGUGGAAUUGAGGAGCAGGUCUCCAGAGCUAAUCAGUACAGAGAGAGCCAACUAAAGGUCAAAGUUCAAGUGGAGACUGAGGUGUCAAACCUACAGAAAACACUGAAGGCUAGCUCUGCUUCUCCAUCGUCUGGGCCUGCCCCUGGCGGUGCAGCAUCCAAUCAAGACGCGGAUCAACCUGCAGAGCCACGAGACCCCGCCUCUUCUCAGGAACCACGACAACCAGGCAAAAAGAGUUCAAAAGUCAAAGGGCUUCGCGGGAGUGGCAAGAUCUGGUCCAAGUCUAACUGAGCGCAGAGGCGCAGAAAGAUCCGGACCGAGGCUACGCGUUACAGGCUCCCUGAUGAACUCACUCACAAACCCAGGACAGACAAACACUGGCAGACAGCUGGAUUUACAUGCCCAGAAGGACUAGUGAGCAGAUUUCAGCUUUCUCAGAACAAGGCUGUGCAGACAUCAUGUAAUUGCAACAUUACCAAUACAAGCUCCUUGUUGAAGACUGUGUGUGAGUGUGUGUGCACGCGCGCACGUGUGUGUGUGUGUUUGAGCAAGAGAAACCGCGUCCCAGUGUAUGUGUGUAUGCUUGUGCUGUAAAUGUUUUAGCUUAAUCCCUAUUCAUUUUCCUUCUUGGAGUGUUUUGAGUUUCGUUAAUCCAUAAUUAGGAUGUAAAUUGAUAAAGGAAUAAACAUUUUCCAUCUAUCACCA